Molecule: messenger RNA, 1696 nt
Organism: Ostrinia furnacalis (Asian corn borer)
Lineage: Eukaryota; Metazoa; Arthropoda; Insecta; Lepidoptera; Crambidae
Product: glycosaminoglycan xylosylkinase homolog
Exons: 6
Coding region: 177-1451 (424 amino acids)
Biological process (GO): protein phosphorylation
Cellular component (GO): Golgi apparatus
Molecular function (GO): phosphotransferase activity, alcohol group as acceptor
Source: RefSeq, a predicted model, not a curated record
UUACCUGAAUGAGCUGCUGAAUUUUAUUAGAAGGCCACAAAAGUAAUUAAAAACAAGCAAUUCUGAAAGUAUGUGAUACAUUUAAUUUUCCUAUUGAAUUAAGCAUAUGUAAUCAAUUAUUUGAGUUAUGUUUUUUUAUAAAUAUGUGUCCUUAGCGACUAAGUAUACAGUGAACGAUGUCGAUGAAUUAUGCUUUCGGUUUUUCCCUAUUUUUGUUGAUUCUUGUUGGACUUAACAUUUAUUUUUUCUAUACAUUAAACACAGUUGGAAGAAAAGGCUUAAAUUUCAAUGUGCCUAGUAUAAAACUAGACCAGUCUCCGAGUGUUUUCAGAGAUAUUUAUGAGUACUUGAAUUAUUUGCCCAGUUCUUAUAAGCAGAAGAAUUCUAAGUUUGUGUCGCACCAAAAAUCUUUAAUACAAUCAUUUAAUUCAACUAAUGGUAAAAAUUCUAAAAAUGUGCUCUUGGAUGCUGACAAGUGGGCCAGUGAAGAGUCCUUAUUUCCGCAUAGAGAUGGGGCACCGGGCCAGAUACUACAGGCAAUGCUCAACUCACAGAUAGUAGUGGUUGACAAUGCGCCAAAAGGAACACAAUUAAAAUUGUUAUUGCUGCUUGAGGGAAAGCACAUAUUAUACUUCAAACCCAGGGGAUAUCAACUGGAUGAGGUGAUAAAUGGAAAUAUUUAUGCUGGAUUUGAUCGGCACAACUCAGAAGUGUUUGCAUAUUACCUCGCUAUGGUAAUGAACUUUACUUGGAUCUCUCCUUCUGUUAUUAGGAAGAUUCAUCUGAAUAAAGAUGUCCUGCCUGUAGCAACUGAAGGAUUAAAAAAGACUAUGGUAAAGAAUGUUAGUGGAUCACUAUGCAUAUAUGGGAAAUGUUUUUAUUGCAAACUAAAUGAAACUGUAUGCCCUGAUGACAAGGGUGAAAUUGAGGGAGCUGCAAUUUUGUUUUCAAAGAAACCAUUCAGAACAUAUAAAUCUCCAUGGAGACGCUCUUAUACUAGUAGAAAAAUGGAAUGGGAAAAGGAUAACGAUUUUUGUAAAAAAGUUAUUGAUACCCACAGCACCAAACGCCUACUAAACUUAAUAGAUGUAGCAAUAUUUGAUUUUCUUAUACAGAAUGGAGACCGACAUCGAUAUGAGGUUUACAAAGAUAGAAUAAUACUUUUAGAUAAUGGGAAAGGAUUGGGUAACCCAAUGGUGGAUGAACUAGACAUCUUGGCUCCUCUCUAUCAAUGUUGCAUGAUGUCGUUAUCUACGUGGCAGCACCUCGAGAUGUUGUCUGGUGGAAGUCUAACAGAGACAGUGAAGUUGCUAUCAUCAUUCCAAGGAGCCAAAUUGGCAACAGAGGAGCACUUCAAGGCAGUAGAACGAAGGUUGUUAAAAAUAUAUGCCACUGUUCAGUACUGCAUAGGGAAACAUAGCAGUGCUAAAGUGUUUAAAACUGUAUUUUAAUAAGGAAGAAAAGUGGCACAGUGAAUCUUAAAAUAAUAUUUGUAUGCACCAAGUGGGGCUUGCAUUCUAAAAUUGUUUUCGUAAUAGAUGUGCAUGUGACAGUGGUUUUAGAAAAGAUGCAUAAACAUAUUAAGUCAAUUUUAUUUUGUUAACACUUAGGUGGUCUUUUGUUAUCAAAGAAGUCAUCAAUCAAGACUUGUUUAUUUUUUGUGAAAGUGAAGGCUAAGCCAGUUGUAUUUUUUACA